Molecule: messenger RNA, 1012 nt
Organism: Dioscorea cayenensis subsp. rotundata (Guinea yam)
Lineage: Eukaryota; Viridiplantae; Streptophyta; Magnoliopsida; Dioscoreales; Dioscoreaceae
Product: THO complex subunit 4A-like
Exons: 5
Coding region: 125-832 (235 amino acids)
Biological process (GO): mRNA export from nucleus
Cellular component (GO): nucleus
Molecular function (GO): mRNA binding
Source: RefSeq, a predicted model, not a curated record
UCUCGUUUUGAUUUUCUUUGUUUCCCUCCUCGUCUUUCCGAAACCCUAACCCUAGCUCACCAUUGUCGAUCAUCGGCUCCUCUGAAACCCUAAUCUUCGUCUCUUUUCUUGCUGUGCUUCGACUAUGUCCGACGCGUUUGACAUGUCCCUCGACGAUCUCAUCAAGCAAAGCAAGAAGCUCGCCUCCGGCGGAAAUUCAAUGGGGAGAGCCCGGUACUCGCGAUCGGGGCCAGCUCGCUGGGUUUCCAACCGAUCAGGAAACCGACCUGCUCCCUAUUCUAUGGAGAAGGCACCAGAAUCCAAGUGGCAGCAUGACCUGUACACUAUGAAUUCGAUGCCGAUGUCCUCCUCGAUCGGGCGCGGGACAAUGCUUUACAUCUCCAACCUCGACUAUGACGUCUCCAACGAGGAUAUCAAGCAACUAUUUUCUGAAGUAGGGGAUAUAAAGCGAUAUUCAAUCCAUUAUGACAAGAGUGGGAGAUCAAAGGGAACUGCAGAGGUGGUGUUUACAAGAAGGGAAGAUGCGCUUGCUGUUAUGCAGAGUUACAACAACGUGCGCCUUGAUGGUAAACCAAUGAGGAUUGAAGCUGUUGGAAUGAAUAUCUUGAGGCCUUCUGCUGAAAUGCCUAUAAAUGUGGGCUUUGUGAAACCUAUUGGUGGUCGAAAGAGUGGUCAUGGAAGAGGUGGUUCUGGAAGAUGGCCUAGAGGUGGACAAGGACAGAGAAGAGCACGGAGACAGCUAGGUGGUCAUGGUGGUUCCACAACUUUAUCUGUAGAAGCUCUUGAUGCUGAUUUGGAUAAGUAUCAUUUGGAGGAGAUGGAGACUAACUGAAAACUUGGCACCACUGCUUGUGGUCAUCAUCCUGCUAACGUAGGAAUAGAAAGACAGUCAUCAGUGAACUACCAGAUAUAGUGUUUUGGAGAUUGUAUAGCCUACCAUUUGAUGAACAUGUCCGGCUAACUGAUACUGAUGUUGGUUGAUCUAUUGAUAUUUCUCUGCUGCUGGUCAUUA